AUGUCUCCUCUCAUCCGCAUCUCUUUCUUUCUCGUUCUCUUCUCCUUCAUCGUUUCUGAUCGUGUAGGGCCAUCGGCAGCGGCGGAUGCUAGUAGUGUUAGAAAUCUGGGGGAUUACAAGAGAAUCCCCUUAACAUCAGUGAGCGGGCCAGAAAGCCUCGCUUUCGACGCCGGCGGCGCCGGCCCUUACACCGGCGUCUCCAACGGGCAGGUGCUCAGGUGGGAGGAGGGCUCUCGCCGGUGGGUGGAGUAUGCCGUCCCCACUCGAGAUAGGUAGACAUUCUUCCUUGAACUCGCGCUCUAAUCCGUAAUCAUUUAUGUCUAUCUUCAUUCAUCGUUUCCUCCCCAUCUCUUUGGACGUUGGAUGUUUUCGCAGGAACCGAACCCAGUGCGACGGCUCGGCCGUCCCCGCGGUGGAGGACGUCUGCGGAAGACCUCUCGGGAUUCAGUUCCACCGCGAGACGGGGAAGCUCUAUGUGGCAGAUGCCUACUUCGGGCUCCUGGCUGUGGAGCCCGGCGGUGGGGCGGCGGCGCGGCUCUCCGCCGGCGUGGAGGGUCAACCUUUCAAGUUAACAAAUGGAGUAGACGUGGACCAGGAGACGGGCGUCGUGUACUUCACCGACAGCAGCACCCGGUUCCAGAGAAGGUCUGCGUGCGGCGGCCUCUUGCAAUCCAAUGCUGUCUCGCACCUGUUUCUCCGGCAAAGAAGACCUGUUGUUUUUCUAUGUUACUACUACAAAGAAUAUGUAUAUAUUCGUGUCUUCUGGAUCUUCAGGGACUGGAUGCUCUCCAUCGCGACGCGGGACGCCACGGGAAGGUUCAUGAGAUACGACCCGGCAACGAAGCAGACGGUGGUGCUGCUGAGAGGGCUCCAGUUCCCCAACGGCGUCGCGGUCAGCAGCGGCGGCGACUUCGUCCUCGUCGCGGAGACGACGAAGCAGAGGGUCCUGAGAUUCUGGGUGAAGGGUCCCAAGGCGGGCGGCUCGGAGGUGUUCGCGCAGCUCCCCUGGUCGCCGGACAACGUGAAGGCGAACGGGGAGGGGGAGUUCUGGGUGGCCGUGACGUCGCCGGCGAGGAAUGUGGUGGGAGUGAAGCUCGACGGGCAGGGGAGGACCACGCAGGUGCUGCGCCGCAGAAGCCCCUCGGGAACGGUCAGCGAGGUCCAAGAGAUCAACGGCACGCUGUGGCUGGGGUCCGUGGAGAGCUCUUUCGUCGCCGUCUAUAGUAGACCGUCGUCAUCUCCGUCUCCGUCUUUCCCUCCCUCCGCGUCUUCCUCUUCUCUGCCUCCCACCAGUCUUCCUCGUUCUCUCUAG
Spirodela intermedia is the source of this 1312-nucleotide messenger RNA. Lineage: Eukaryota; Viridiplantae; Streptophyta; Magnoliopsida; Alismatales; Araceae. The record is from the annotation of a GenBank genome assembly.